Molecule: messenger RNA, 1351 nt
Organism: Trichosurus vulpecula (common brushtail)
Lineage: Eukaryota; Metazoa; Chordata; Mammalia; Diprotodontia; Phalangeridae
Gene: PRDM16
Product: PR/SET domain 16
Exons: 7
Coding region: 1-777 (258 amino acids)
Cellular component (GO): nucleus
Source: RefSeq, a predicted model, not a curated record
AUGGAGAGUGAUUUUGUGCAGCUUCAGAAGGUGAAAAUUGCUGAUGAGCUGGGCAAUGAGAAGUUCUGUAUGGAAGCUAACCAGACUGGAAAUGGGAACUGGCUGAAGUAUAUCCGGGUGGCCUGCUCCCGAGACGACCAGAAUCUAGCCGUUUGUCAAAUUAAUGAGCAGGAUAUAGUGGUCUCCGGGUGUAAAUACUGUGACCGGUCGUUCAGCAUUUCCUCCAAUCUCCAGCGGCACGUGAGAAAUAUCCACAACAAGGAGAAACCCUUUAAAUGCCACCUGUGUAAUCGGUGUUUUGGACAACAGACCAACUUGGACAGACACCUGAAGAAGCACGAACAUGAGAAUGUUCCAGUGAGCCAGCACGCCGGAGUCAUUACGAAUCACCUUGGGACCAGCGCCUCCUCCCCCAACUCAGAAUCAGACAACCAUGCACUUUUAGAUGAAAAAGAGGACUCAUAUUUCUCUGAAAUCAGAAACUUUAUUGCAAAUAGCGAGCUGAACCAAGCAUCAACUCUAACGGAUAAAAGGCCAGAAAUUCAGGACAUCGAUAGCAAUUCUCAGUGCCAUGGGUUAGCCAAUGAAAAGUCAGAGGACGUAGAUGAAGAAGAGGAAGAGUUGGAGGAGGAAGACGACGACAGCCUGACAGGGAAAUCCCAGGAUGAGACAGUCUCCCCCACAACAGAGCCCCAAGGAGCCUAUGAGGAUGAGGAGGAUGAAGAGCCCACAUCACUCAGCAUGAGCUUUGAUCACACAAGAAGGCUUAUGCAAUGAUGCUUUCUCUUUCUGAGAACACUCCUCUUCACGCUUCCUCCCAGAACUCUCUGGAUGCUUGGUUGAACAUGACAGGAGCAGCAUCAGAGACGGGGGCCUUCAACUCUAUUAACCACCUCUGAGAGGUCACGGAGGCACUGGGGACAGAGUCCAGAGUGAGAAGACUACCAUGCUAUUAAUGCCCCCUUGCAGAAAUUCUGGACAACAGCAAGACAGAGCAGAGAUCCUCAGGGAAGCCUCUAGGCUUUGGGCUGGGGAAACAUAACUCUUCACCUGUGAUCUGCAACACCUGAUUUUUUUGGGUUUGUUUUUUUUUAAUCUACCCACCAUAGUUUGUCUCUGAUUUCUCGGACUGAACCUCAGAACCCAGAGAAUCCCUGAAGCAGUCCCAGGAUUUCACCAUCUCUAAGAAUAGUUUUUGGAAACCCGGCUAAUCUGUGGUACAGUAACAGCACAUUAACAGCAAUCAAAACCUAGUUCAUUAGAGUUGUGAGACAGCAACCCCCUCUUCUGCCCCCAUCCCAGGCCAGCUAAUGUAGAGUUUUAAAUUUGAAAUUAAAGCCAUUUGGCCAUU